Messenger RNA from Chrysochloris asiatica (Cape golden mole), 1401 nucleotides. RefSeq names its product complement factor properdin (gene CFP). The transcript is spliced from 9 exons. The record is from RefSeq and is a predicted model, not a curated record. NCBI's taxonomy places the organism in Eukaryota, Metazoa, Chordata, Mammalia, Afrosoricida, Chrysochloridae. Bases 1 to 1401 code for a protein of 466 amino acids.
AUGACCGUUCAAGCUCAGGCCUCUGGGGUGCUGCUGCCACUGCUACUACUCACCUGGCCAGCCACAGGUGCAGACCCUGUACUCUGCUUCACCCAAUAUGAGGAAUCCUCAGGCAAGUGCAAGGACCUUCUGGGCGGAGGAGUCAGUGCAGACGACUGCUGUCUCAACUCUGCCUAUGCUUUCCAGGAGCCGGGCAGUGGGAUCUGUCAGAUAUGCAGGUUCGCACGAUGGUCAUCUUGGUCCAUGUGGGGCCCCUGUUCGAUGACAUGCUCCGAGGGUUCCCAGCUGCGGUACCGACGCUGCAUAGGUCGGGGCAGGCAGUGUUUGGGGAAGGUGGAGCCUGGGGCACUUGAAUGGCAACUGCAGGCUUGUGAGAACCAGCCAUGCUGUCCUGAAAUGGGUGGCUGGUCUAACUGGGGGCCCUGGGGGCCCUGCUCUGUCACCUGCUCCAAAGGGACCCGGACCCGCCAGCGAGCCUGUGACAACCCUGCCCCCAAGUGUGGGGGCAACUGUCCAGGAGAAGCACAUGAAUCAGAGGUCUGCGACACCCAGCUCGCCUGCCCCAUACAUGGGGCCUGGGGCUCCUGGGGCCCCUGGGGUCCCUGCUCAGGCUCCUGCCAUGGUGGACCUCAUGCGCCAAUGGAGAGACGAAGUCGUACCUGUUCCUCACCUAAGCCCUCCACGAAGCCUCCUGGGAAGUUCUGCCCAGGGUCAGAAUAUGAGCAACGAGGCUGUAGCUCCCUGCCACCCUGUCCAGUGGCUGGGGGCUGGGGGCCAUGGGGCUCUGUCAGCCCCUGCCCUGUGUCCUGCGGCCUGGGCAGGACCAUGGAAAGGCGGACAUGUGACCACCCCCUGCCCCAGCAUGGAGGUUCCUUCUGUGUUGGUGACUCCACCCGGACUCACGUCUGCAACAUGGUUGUGCCCUGCCCUGUGAAUGGAGAAUGGGAUCCCUGGGGAGAGUGGAGCACUUGCUCCCGCCGGAACCUGAAAAGUAUCAGCUGCGAGCAAAUCCCAGGGCAACAGACACGCUCGAGGGACUGCAAGGGCCGGAAGUUCGAUGGACAGCGAUGUGCCGGGAACCAACAGGACAUCCGGCACUGCUACAAUGUCCAUCACUGCAGCUGGAAAGGCACUUGGUCAGAGUGGAAUACCUGGAGCCUUUGCACCCCUCCUUGCGGACCCAAUCCUACCCGUGUCCGCCAGCGCCUCUGCACAUCUCCAUACCCCAAGUUCGCGCCCACCAUUUCCACCGUGGAAGGUCAGGAAGAGAAGAACGUGACCUUCUGGGGACAGAUGCGGCCAAAGUGCGAGGAGCUACAGGGGGAGAAGUUGGUGGUGGAGGAGAAGCGGCCAUGUCUACACCCACCUGCCUGCACAGACCCGGAGAACAGAAACCCCUAA